Messenger RNA from Anarrhichthys ocellatus (wolf-eel), 4089 nucleotides. It is a transcript of the gene has2, whose product is annotated as hyaluronan synthase 2. NCBI's taxonomy places the organism in Eukaryota, Metazoa, Chordata, Actinopteri, Perciformes, Anarhichadidae. Gene Ontology annotation, cellular component: plasma membrane. Gene Ontology annotation, molecular function: hyaluronan synthase activity. The coding region runs from base 591 to 2249 and encodes 552 amino acids. Gene Ontology annotation, biological process: extracellular matrix assembly; polysaccharide biosynthetic process; hyaluronan biosynthetic process. The record is from RefSeq and is a predicted model, not a curated record. The transcript has 4 exons.
GGAAACUAUAGAAGUACUUACCUACACGCCCCCGAAGACAGCAAAUAUACCAAUUAUCUUGAAAAAUAGUCAUUGCUGGAAACCUUUUUUUUUGUUAUUCAGAGUAUGAGUUGGUGGCGUUUUUUUAACUUGUACAAACUUUUGAAAUAUAAAUGAAACCGUCAGAAGUUGAUGGAGAAAAAUAUUUAUCAUUUUUGCGUAGUUUACUCGUUAUUUAUACUUUUUUAUAUGAAUGAUGCCAAAGUUGACUGACAUAAUGUUUGUAUACCCAAGACGCAUGCGGUGUGUAGUUGAUGACUGCAGACAGACUGUUAGAAACUCGUAAGGACGAGCAGUCUUGGAUUUUUUUUUUUUCGAGAAUCCCGUUUAGCAAACUUAGAGGAACGUGCGUGAACAUUUCCCGCAUUUUUACUCUUUUUCUUCUUAUCAUUAAUGAGGAUCAAUGUCUGCGGAUUCAUGAGACUCAUUCCUACACAAGUGUCCUCUGAAACUUUGUCGAGACUUUUUUUCCCUGUGGAGCGGCACCAGAGCUACCGGAGCUGACCGCAUCCUUCUUCAAGGACGAACGAGAGGACGACAGCUGCUUCAAGAUGAAGUGUCAGAGAGUCCUCACCUACCUGCGGAUAUUUGGCACCACCAUGUUCGGCGUGUCCCUCCUGGUGGGCAUCUCCACGGCCUACAUCAUGGGCUACCAGUUCUUCACCACGGCUCGCAAUCACCUGUCCUUCGGCCUCUACGGCGCCAUCUUGGUGGUCCACCUCAUUAUCCAGAGCCUCUUCGCGCUCUUAGAACACCGAAACAUGCGGCGGUCCUUAGAGACGCCGAUCAAACUGAACAAGUCCUUGGCGUUGUGCAUUGCGGCGUACCAAGAGGACCCGAACUACCUGAGGAAAUGCCUGGUGUCGGUGAAGAGGCUGACGUACCCGGGGAUCAAGGUUAUCAUGGUGAUCGACGGGAACACGGACGAUGACUUGUACAUGAUGGAUAUUUUCAAAGAGAUCAUGGGAUGGGACAAAUCGGCCACGUACGUGUGGCGGAGUAACUUUCACAGCAGAGGGCCCGGGGAGACGGAUGAGGCUUACGCCGAGAGCCUUCAGCACGUCACCAGGACGGUCCUCAACAACAAGUGUGUGUGCAUCAUGCAGAAGUGGGGAGGGAAGAGAGAGGUCAUGUACACAGCCUUCAAAGCACUGGGGCGAAGCAUAGACUAUGUGCAGGUGUGUGACUCAGAUACUAUGUUGGACCCGGCAUCAUCGGUGGAGAUGGUGAAGGUUCUCGAGGAAGACCCCAUGGUGGGAGGCGUUGGAGGAGAUGUACAGAUCCUAAACAAAUACGAGUCCUGGAUCUCCUUCCUGAGCAGUGUGCGGUACUGGAUGGCCUUCAACAUUGAGCGGGCCUGCCAGUCCUACUUUGGUUGCGUGCAGUGCAUCAGCGGGCCUUUAGGAAUGUACCGGAACUCCCUCCUGCACGAGUUCAUCGAGGACUGGUACAAUCAGACUUUCAUGGGAUCCCACUGCAGUUUUGGGGAUGACCGCCAUCUCACUAACAGAGUUCUAAGCCUCGGGUACGCAACCAAAUAUACUGCUCGAUCAAAGUGCCUCACCGAGACGCCGGUCACAUACCUGCGGUGGCUCAAUCAACAAACUCGGUGGAGUAAGUCAUAUUUCAGAGAGUGGCUAUACAACUCCCUGUGGUUCCACAAGCACCAUCUGUGGAUGACUUAUGAGGCCGUGAUCACGGGCUUCUUCCCAUUCUUCCUCAUCGCCACUGCCAUCCAACUCUUUUACCAAGGAAGGCUCUGGAAUAUUUUAUUGUUUCUGCUCAUUGUGCAGGCGGUGGCGCUGAUCAAGGCCUCGUUUGCCAGCUGCCUCAGAGGCAACAUUGUCAUGGUGUUCAUGUCAUUCUACUCCGUACUGUACAUGUCGAGCCUGUUGCCGGCCAAGAUGUUUGCAAUAGCAACAAUCAACAAGUCUGGAUGGGGGACCUCGGGGAGGAAAACGGUGGUGGUGAACUUCAUUGGUCUGAUUCCCAUAUCAGUUUGGUUCACUAUCCUCUUCAUCGGGAUUAUCUAUACAGUGAUCCAGCAGACUAGAAAGCCCUUUCCUGAAUCAGAAAAGAUUGUUCUGGUCAUAGGGGCAGUCGUCUAUGCCAGUUACUGGGUCGUACUGUUGACUUUGUACACAGUGCUCAUAAAUAAGUGUGGGAAGAGGAAGAAGGACACACACUACGACAUGGUGCUGGAUGUAUGACUUACAGAACUCUCUGUUAUGGUUGUUUGCACUCACACCGUGUUGUUAUGCAAAUGUUUUUCAGAUGCAGAGCAGCUCUGGAGGCAAAAUUGGUUCAAAAUGGGCAAAGAACCAGGGAUUCUUUUUCAAACUUGAAUGGCAAACAUAAAUGACAGCGGCUGCUUUUUUCUCUCUGUUCAUUUGUGACAACAACAUUCAUGAUCUUGGAACAGCAUGCUAGCUAAUUAGCUUGUUUUUUUAAAAACAUCUAGCGAUGGUAAAACUUUCAGUAUGGCAAGAUUAAAUAUCUUGCAGUUGGCAGAAAGAGUGAACGGCUUUGUAACAUUAGCUACCUCUUACUCAUGUCAGUUUCACUGGGCUUCAGUCUAACAUUUGCAACUCAGCCAAAGAAACUGUGGAUUUUGUGUCUCCACCCAUUGGGGUUUAACUUGACAUAAAAUAUUUUACCUCCAGAGCAUCGUUGUGUCUCCAAGAAUUGUUUGUACAUGCAGACUAGAAAAAGCUCUACAUAUUGGCCCCCACCAAGGCAAGCCAAAGUACACCGCCACAUAUCUUCAAGUUCAAAUCAAACUAAAACCUCCAGUCUCCUCUGUCAAUGAUUACAUUCUUAACUCUAAAAGGUGCUGAGAUAGGCUACUGCCAUCAGUACUAAUGUCAUUGUAAUCUGUGUGGAGCUCAUGAAUAGGUGCGGUUAGCCACUAUAGCAUUGAAAGCAAUGCACAAGAAUUUCUGACGUAUGUAUUUACAGAUGCCACAACUUCAAAGGUAUUAGCUCUGAGGGCAAUGCAUUAGGGAGAGCUAAAGUAUCAAUUUACAAAGGAAAAAGGCUCUACAAUAAAAUGCUGGUUACUCUUUCUUGUGUUGCAUUCAUGUCAUGUGGGAGAGAUACUUCCUUACAGUCUUCAUGCAUUAUAAAUGCGUUUAUCUAUUUCAAUAAAAGAUGUUUUUGUAUCAUUUAAGGCAAUUUUGAAUUCAUAUCAACUGUAGUGCACAGGUAUUUCAUGCAGGAUUGACGUUACAAUUCUUGAUUUGCUGUUUAAAAUCAAACACAGCACUCGUUGCGGUGCAUGUAUGUUGAAUGUGAAAAGGUACAAGAUCCAAUUUAAAUAUCUGGACACUUACAAGUCUUGUCGUUAUUCCCAUAUGACGCGAAUAUGCAGUAUUUUCCUCAACGUUUACAAAGUGAAGAAUCUCAAACUGAUCCCUGAUAGGUAGAUAUAAUCUCCACCGGAUCAGGUGACGAGGUGAACAUGUGACCAAAAGAGAGACGGUGUAUCAUUGCUGCUGUGACUGUUUUAUUUUUACAGAAACAAUGACUUUUGUUUUUUUUACAUACAGUAUAGAUAUGAAUGAUGGGUGUAUGUUGCAAAAUGGUUUUAACACUAAUAUUGUUGAUGUAUUUCUUCCUACCAAGUUGAAUGAAAACCACCAAGUAGACACGGUGGCCACGUUCCAAUCCAAAGAUUUAGUGAUUCUUGCUUGCCAUGUGUCCUUGCUCUCUUCUCCUCACAUAUACUGUAUGGAAGAUCGUGUGGCUAGAUACCUCUGCUUCGUUGUAUUCUGUCGAACGAGCUGCAAGGGAAGGAGCAAAUGUGAGAGGAAUACAUGAAUGCACGAAUAAGGGCACUUGAUGGAAGAGCAUUUUGGAAUGAAAGUCCAGUGUUUGCUGUAGACCGGGAGCAGACAUGACUUAUGCACUUGUAUGUCCCUCCCGUCAUCCAGCUUGAUGCUCGAUGUAAUCAAGAUGAAAUACCUCAGUGGUUCUCUUUGCAUUGCAUCAAGGCAUUAGGAUGCCGUCCAAAGACUGAUGCAUUCUGAAGGUCUCAAGUAAUUUAUGAUC